Molecule: messenger RNA, 1842 nt
Organism: Vanderwaltozyma polyspora DSM 70294
Lineage: Eukaryota; Fungi; Ascomycota; Saccharomycetes; Saccharomycetales; Saccharomycetaceae
Gene: NDC1
Product: Ndc1p
Exons: 1
Coding region: 1-1842 (613 amino acids)
Biological process (GO): nuclear pore organization; spindle pole body localization
Cellular component (GO): spindle pole body; nuclear pore transmembrane ring
Molecular function (GO): spindle pole body-nuclear membrane anchor activity
Source: RefSeq, a predicted model, not a curated record
AUGAAUGAGGUAUCAUUUGAAUUAAAAUCGAAAUAUCAAUAUCAUUCGAUAUUUGGUGAUAUUUGUAGGAUACGUUUUAAUCAUCUAUUGACUAAGUUGUUGUUGAUUUUGGUUAUUGUGGAGGUUCUUUUGGUAUUCAUUUUAUGUAAUGGUGGUAGAAAUAUUUUCAAAGGCUUUUUCAUUAGUUUGAUUAAGUUUAUCAAAUUAUAUUUAUCAUUAGUUAUUGUAAUGUUCACUAGGAAGAACUAUGUGCACGUUCAAUAUUUUGGAUAUUCCAAUAUUUUAACAAGCUUCUUGGGGAAAUUGUUUUCUUUAAGAUUUCUAGUGUAUUUAUUGACUUAUACCAUUAGUUCGAUUUUAAUUGCGAAUGUUUAUGAUGGAAGUUUUGGUAUAUCUAUGUGGAAUUGGAAUUCUUUUGAGUAUCAACUAUAUCUAUGGGUAUUAUUCCCAUUUUUUUAUACUUUACAACAUGUUAUAUUGGAUCAUGAUAGAUUACCUUUUAAAUUUGACGUCCAAUAUCAAUCUGUUAGAUUUUAUAUUCAAAAAAGAUUGAAAUCGAUGGCAAUUAGAGCGUUGAGUAAUUGUUUUAUUGUUUUUGUCAUGUCUCCGAUAUUGUUUUGGUUUGUUUGUCCUACUGUGUCAAACCUAUUGAAUUUGAAGUUAUAUCUACAAUUAUUUUUACUUUCACUCGUCGUUGCUUUUAACUUUGAACUCGUUAAUCUUUUAUUCAACGCAUAUAUGUUAAUUGGAUGUUUGCAUAAAGGGAAAUUGAUUUCUUCGUUAUCUCCAUCUCCAAUGGAAACUUUGAUUAGUGGGUUGUCUUCUAAAAAACCAUUCACUAAACUUACAGCAUUCCAAGAAUUGUCCUAUAGAGCAAUUGCUUCAGAUGAAUCUUUGAGAAUACCUGUUUAUCAAACCAGAGUGAAGAAUGCAAGUAUAUGGCCAAUGAUUUUAAAAGAAUUGAUAAUCGUAAUACAAAAUAACAACGAAUCCGUUGGUAAAUAUUUGCAUACUUUGCAUACUGGCGAAAAUACACAGUUUAAAAUGAAAUCUCACAAUAAUAAUGGGCAUGAUUUGACAUUAAAUCAGCACGAAGAUAAGAUUUUUGGAAAUGGUACAGGAUUCGAUCAAUCAAGUUUAUUUACAGUAAAACAAGGCUUCAGUAACAGAAUCAAUAACGGAGAAAAUCAAGAUACAGUUAUUGAACUUAAAAAUUCAGAUAUUUUGCUUCAUAAAAUUAAUGGUAGAAAACAAUAUUCGUUACCUUCGGUUCCAAAAUAUUUUGGUGAUUCUACAAGGGCAUUCGAUGAACCUAUUAUUACCCAUAAGACUAAAUUAAUGAUUGCAUUUCAAAAACUAUGGGAUCUAAUUAAAAAUAAAAUAAACUUUACAUCAAAAUUGACUCAUAAGGCUGAAAAAGAAGUUCAGCAUAUGUCUUUUUUGGAAGCUUGUGAUCUAUCAAAGAUUAGGGUAGCUGAAAGACUUGUUAAGAUUCCAGUUAUUCAAGCCUAUAGCAUAAUAAGUUUAUUAGGAUUCUAUGUCAAUGCACUUGAUGAAGAUCCAAAGGGAAGCAUUGUUUCUUCUGUUGGUGAAGCACUAAAAAUAUUAGAAAGAUCUGUGGGUUCAUUAGGUAAAUACGCUAGUUGGAAACCUGAUUCCCAAUGGAAUGAACCAAAAGAAGGACAAACAGAUAAUAUAACGCGACUAUAUGAAUUAUCAGUAAGUGCAUUUUUAGAAAUUGUUCUUAAAUACAACAUAUUAUUGUAUGACAUUUAUCUAGAUGACGACGUAUUGACAUUAAGUAAAUGGGUAUUAGGCAUGUGUGAUAAAGAAAACAAAUGA